AUGAUAAGAUUAGUAUUAUUGGUUUCAAUGAUAAUGAUGAUGAUGAUGAUAGCAUCAUUAUCCGAUAUUGCUGCAGCAUACAAUGGUGUAUUGAUCGUUGAAGGAGGACAGAAAUUAAAUCUUACAACCUUGGAUGUUAAAACAGGUGAUGUAAACCAAUUACUAGUAUUCCCUCAAACUGGUGGUUUCGUACUACCACUCACCUACCAAGAUGAUGUACUUGCUUAUAUUACAUACCCAUAUCAACCCCAACUAAUUUAUUUAAAUACUCAAACUGGUACAAUCGAAAAAUCAUUUAAUUUACCGCCAGCAUCUUCAUAUGGAUUUAAUAUGAUUGAUGGUUCAUUAGACAAAUCAUUUUCAAUUAAAUCACCAACAUUUAUUGAUAAGAUUAAUGGUGUAAAUUUACAAAUGACAUUUGAUUUUACUACCAACCGUGCUAUUGUUUGGUUCAAUGCAUUUGGCUUGAAUGAUAAGCAACAACACGAACAAGAAGAAGAAGAAGAAGAAGAAAAUGUUAAUGGAGAAAUUAUUACCUGUAAAAUAACACAAGGAUGUAAUUAUCUAUUUGGUUUUGAUUUACGUAAACAACAAGUUAUCAGUAGUGUUGAUCUUGGAGUUGGAUUUUCAUACAAUCAAAUAAUCGAAUUUGGUACACUCUCUGGUGACUAUAUCAUUGGUGUUACUGCCAAGACAUCUUAUCAUCCACUCUCGGCCAUGCAAUUGGACAUUUCAAGUGGCAAAAUCACAUACACCCAACCUAGCUUUGGUCUCGACACUUACUACACCAACAUUGUUUCAGGAUUCCAAGAUGGCCUUGCUUUUGUCUUGGCUAUCAAUGCAUGGUCUGUCGGUGACCCAACUUAUUUCAUGGUUUAUGAUCUUGAAAGUAACCAAGUGCUCUCAAAUUCAUGUUUUGCAAACAACAUAGACCUUACGUCAAAUGUAUCCAUCUCUGCUGCAAUAUUGACUGGUAUCAAAUCCUAUCAUUCCAUUGGUCGUGCAAUCCAAAUUCCUAGGAGUGAGUUAUCCAUUAUCGUUAUUCGUCUUCCUAUCGUUUGUAUCAUCCCAAUUUAUAAUAAUAAUAAAUAUAAUAAAUAUAUAUUAUUAUUUCAUCCUCUCUAUUUAAAUACCAACAACCAUUCAAUUUCAUCUUCAACAACAAUUACAUUAUUCAUUAAAUUCAAAAUUAGACAUUGUUAUAUGCAAUCAAAUAAUAAUAAUUCAAAAAUGAUGGUAAAAGAAAUGAUUAAAGAACAAGCCAAAGUAUUACAAAAGGAAUGGGACAGUAAUCCAAGAUGGAGUGGAGUCCAAAGAGACUAUACUGCCGAAGAUGUUAUCCGUCUCAGAGGUAGUUGUCACGAAGAGUAUAGUGUAGCCAAGAGAAACAGUCAACGUCUUUGGACAAUGAUGAAUGACAAGACUAGCUUUGUUCCAGCUUUGGGUGCUCUCACUGGAAACCAAGCCAUUCAAAUGGUUCGUGGUGGAUUAAAGGCUAUCUACUUGUCUGGUUGGCAAGUGGCUGCUGAUAAUAACACCUCGGGUCAAAUGUAUCCAGAUCAAUCUCUCUAUGCAGUAAACUCUGUUCCAGAGUUGGUUCGUCGUAUCAACAAUAGUCUUCGUCGUCGUGAUCAAAUCGAAUGGGCUGAAGGUAACCUUGAAAACUCUUAUCUCGACACUCCCAUCGUCGCCGAUGCCGAAGCUGGUUUUGGUGGUCCUCUCAAUGCUUUUGAAUUAAUGAAAGCAAUGAUUGAAGCUGGUGCUGCUGGUGUUCAUUGGGAAGAUCAAUUAGCUUCAGAAAAGAAAUGUGGACAUAUGGGAGGAAAAGUAUGUGUACCAACAAGUCAACAUAUUAGAACAUUGAAUUCAGCUCGUUUGGCAUCAGAUGUAAUGGGAGUACCAACAUUGAUUGUUGCAAGAACCGAUUCAUUGGGUGCCAGUUUGUUGACAUCGGAUGUUGAUGAACGUGACAAGAAGCAUUUGAAUGGCAAACGUACUGUUGAAGGUUACUAUGAAGUCAAUAAGGGAAUUCAAGUUGCCAUCGACCGUGCACUUGCCUAUGCUCCCUAUGCCGAUGUUCUCUGGAUGGAAACUUCCACCCCAUCGAUCGAAUUGGCCAAAAAGUUUGCCGAUGCUAUCCAUGCAAAGUACCCCAACAAGUUGUUGGCCUACAACUGCUCACCAUCAUUCCAUUGGAAGCAACAUCUCUCAACCGAGCAGAUUGCCACCUUCCAACAACAACUCUCUGCCAUGGGCUACAAGUUCCAAUUCAUCACAUUGGCCGGUUUCCAUGCAUUGAAUCUUGCCAUGUUUGAAUUGGCUCGUGAAUACAGUGCCAAGGGAAUGCCAGCCUAUGUAUCUCUCCAAGAACGUGAAUUUGAUUUGGAAAAGGUUGGAUACACUGCCACUCGUCAUCAACGUGAAGUUGGUACCGGCUACUUUGACUCGGUCACUCAAGUUGUCUCUGGUGGUAAAUCCUCCACCCUCGCUCUUGUCGGUUCAACCGAACAAGAACAAUUUGAUGAACACAUUGAAAAAAAGAAACAAGAACAUAAUUUAUCAAAACAAAAAGGUGCUUCUUCUGCUCAAGUCUAG
Messenger RNA from Cavenderia fasciculata, 2595 nucleotides. RefSeq names its product isocitrate lyase. NCBI's taxonomy places the organism in Eukaryota, Evosea, Eumycetozoa, Acytosteliales, Cavenderiaceae. The coding region runs from base 1 to 2595 and encodes 864 amino acids. The record is from RefSeq and is a predicted model, not a curated record. Gene Ontology annotation, molecular function: isocitrate lyase activity. Gene Ontology annotation, biological process: carboxylic acid metabolic process. The transcript is spliced from 9 exons.